GGAAACGCGCUGGCGGGACUCUUGGUUCUUAAAUGUGUCUAGCGCAGUUUUGGACGUUGGUGGAGUGUAAUGUGAACUUCUAAAUGAACUAAAAAUGAAUGAACAAGAUCAAAUUAUGUCCGAAAUAGAUGUAUGUUUUUUAAGCUAGUUAGUAACUUUUUCAGCGAAAGCAAGUAACCGAGUUCAUUGUUGAAGCUUCUGAACGUUUGUCUUUGAGAACAACACUGUUGGAGCAAAAUUUAGCAGUUGCAGGCAAAUGGCCAGAUGAUUCCUUCUUCGUAAAAAAGGAUUCAACCUUGAAAAAGAAUACUGCUUUUGUCAAGAAAGUGCGAAACUUUCUCGAUAGCCAGAAAGAUGCGCUUUUAUCAGAGUUCGAGUCCCUGAAUCUUUCUAAAUAUGUCGAAGAAGUCGCAACCGCGAUCGUUGAAGCAAAAAUAAAAUUAACUGAUAUUCCUUUUAUGUUGAAAUUAUGUUCAGCGAUGUACCAACGGUAUUCGGAUUUUGGAGUGUUGUUUUUUGAUGCGUGGAAGAAAUCAUUCUCUUCCCACAAAGAUUUAAAGAACACUAAUCUUUCCAAACUACGAGUUGAUUUGGCCUUAUUCGCUGAUCUUAAUACAAUCGGAAUAUUUCGAGACGCUGAUGGUAUCCGACUGUUGGCUGGGCAAUUGACUCUUCUAACUGCAAAUGAUCAUGAUAACUUCUCCAAUAUCGGGAUAAUUAGUAGCUUCUGUAGACAUUGCAGUGACGACUGGAUAGGAGUCAUUCCGCGUCGUAUACGACUGUUAUCUGAAAAGUAUGAAAUGCCGGUUCCACGUUCCAUCUUCAUGUCAUCUGAACGUCAAGCAAAGUGUCGUACACUAUUCAAUGACUAUCUAGCUGGAGCGAUGCAUCGUUUACAAAAUAUGGUCAAAGAAACCCAACGAAUCAUCUCAGGAAACAGGGACCAACUCGAAAGUCGUGGUGAAGUUAGCGAAGAGAGGCAAGAGCGGGCGGAGCAUUUAAUGUCAGCCUGUCGUAAAUUUCAUGAGUCCUUAAGUACUUUAGCUGAUCUUUUGGACGCAGAUCCACCACUUGAUUUUUCAUCUAUGAUAAAAGAUGAAUCUAUGUCAGACUUGACCGCACCUGAUUCAGUCGAAAAAGUUGUUCACGAAGAGGUUAAUCUGUUUGAAGAUGAAGAUACACGUUUAUUUUACGAAAGUCUACCUGAUAUCAAAGCAAUGGUACCUGCGAUCCUUUAUAAAGAAAGUGAACAAGCUGGUGUAGAAUCAAAUCAGUCAAAGAAUGAGGAUGGAGAUCCUGCCGGAAGUGAAGAUAUUGAUAUUGACACCGUUGAAUCAGAAUUAGCUAAAGAAGAAGCAUUAAUUCGAGUAUCAGAAGAUGGUAAUGAAUCAACUAAUUGCACAUCUAUACCUGAUAAAUCAAAACCAUAUCUGUUAAAUACUGAUGAUGGUGAAGAAGAUCUAAAUCCUUCGGGGAAAGUUCUCAUGGAAACGUUUUUAACCCAAUUACCAAACUGCAUUAAUCGGGAUCUCAUCGAUCGAGCAGCUAUCGACUUUUGUUUGAAUUUAAAUAAACGAGCAAAUCGUCGACGGCUUGCUAAAGCUUUAUUUAGUGUUCCAAGAACGCGUUAUGAUUUAUUACCAUUUUAUGCGCGCCUUGUGGCUUCAUUAGCCCCAGUGAUGCCUGACUUGGCACAAGAUAUCAAUUCUAUGCUUACUGCAGAAUUCCGUUGGCGUCUAUCUAAACGAGAUCAAUUAAAUAUCGAAUCCAAAUUGAAAGUGGUUCGAUUUAUUGGGGAACUUGUCAAAUUUAAGAUUUAUCCAGCUCAUCAAGCUUUAACUUGUUUAAAACAACUUCUUCCUCAAUUCGUACACCAUAACAUCGAUAUGGCCUGUGCUUUAUUGGAUACUUGUGGGCGUUUUCUUUAUCGUUUACCUAUAUCACAUAAACGUACAAAAGUUUAUUUGGAAAUAAUGCUUAGAAAAAAAGUUGCUUUACAUAUGGAUCAGCGUUAUUCUAUUAUGAUUGAAAAUACAUAUUACUAUUGUAAUCCACCACCGUCCAAUCGCCAGAUUGUCGAACCUGUGAAGUUGACACCUCAAAUGAUGUUUAUACGUCAUAUUUUGCUAACGAAAUUGGACCGAACUACCGUUAAUACUACUUUACGGCUAAUUCGAAAAAUGGAUUGGGAUGAUCAAGAACUUGUCGAAUUUACGUGCACCCUUUUCACUAGGGCGUGGGAUGUUCGCUAUACGAAUAUAAAUUGUCUAGCCAGUGUGUUAUCUGGGUUGGCUACCUAUCAUUCGGACUUUGCCAUGGCUGUUGUCGACAAUGUCAUCGAAGAUAUCCGUGUGGGAAUGGAGCUCAACCUUCCCAGUUUAAAUCAGCGUCGAAUUGUAAUGGUCAAAUACCUUGGUUUGUUGUAUAACUAUUGUCUGGUGGAUUCUCCGGUGAUAUUCAAAACACUUUACUCUCUUCUCACAUUUGGUGUUAGCUUGGAUCUUGAUUUCCCAAGUAUUAUCGACCCGCCGGAUUCAUUGUUUCGAAUUACAUUAAUUUGCACGCUACUUGAAACAUCUGGAAGUUUCUUCGAUCAGGGUAAAAAGCGACGAAAAUUGAACAUAUUCCUUAUAUACUUUCAGCGUUACUACUGGUUCAAGCGUUCUCUUCCUAUAUGGGUGCAGUCGAAAAACGACGCCGAGUUAUUAUCAGCCAAAUCAGUAAGUGAAACGAAGACAGAUCUCCAUACUGGCGAACUGACGUCUUCGGUUGAAGAGCCUGCUGUAAAUCAUUCUGAAGAUUCAUUGGUAUUAAAUAAUCCUGAAUCAUCAGUUGAUAUCUCUGGUCUUAAUUCAGAUACCCAAACUAAUCUACCUAUGUUUGUUCCUGUGCGUUUUCCUGUUGCAGUAGAGCAACAAUAUUUUGAAACUUUACAACAGUUCCGUGGUAAUGUUGGUCGAGCAAAAAAUUUCACAGAAGCACAACGUCUCGUUCGUCAUCUGGAGGCCCGAUGCCUGCCACGCCUUGCACGCCUUAAGGCUACAUAUGGACUAACAAGUGAAUCAGAAAACGUGGAAAAUGGUGGUCAAGACGUAAAAAUUAUUUCAGAGAACAAAUCACUUCGACCAACUGGUCCUGGUCACAUGGAUACGAUAGCUGAAGAGGCUGAACAAGAAGAUGGAGACAUCCAGCUGGGUGACGAUGAGUAUUCUAUGGAUGAAGAAGAUUCUGAUUUGGAUGACGAAGAUGAGGAACAAGGAGGUGAGACUCAUUCAUCUCAACGCCGUCAAUCUACUGACUUGAUAGAAUCGGAUGGUAGUCGUCGUCGUGCUCGCGUUGAUAGCCAACAAUCUCAAGAGGAUAUUGAUCUCACACUGGAAAAAACAGAAGAAAAGGAAGCAGAGGAAGAGGAGAUUGAUCAGAACUAUGAGUUGAAGCCACGAUUUAUUGAUUGUCCUGAGGAUACUGCAUUUUGUGAAGCUUUAGAUAAAAUGAUCGCCGAAGCAUUAUUGUCAUCUACAUCAGGGAGUAAUAGUAGUAGUGUCAGUGGUACAGCUACUAGUGUAACCAGUACUAUCAAUGUUAGUACUGAUACAAAUCCUGCAUCAUCUCGAACUCUCAGUGUGAAUGUUCUUCCUGCUCCAGAAAUACUACAACUAGCAGCAGCAAAGAGUCGUUUAGCAAUGAAAGAAGAUGGCAGUUCAUCGACAAAUAAAGUUAACCAGCAAGUGAUUAAUCAUCAUAACUCAACCCUUCAUUCUGUGCCGACAAAAUCUAAUGGAGAUAAUUUAGAAAUUAAUCAUUCGGAUACAUUGUCAGCUGUAAAUGGUGAAGAUAGUCAAAAUACUGUUCCCUUUACACUAGUUUCGCGUCGUGGAAAUAAACCUCAUCUAAUUCCAUUGGCAGUCCCGGAUUCAGUACAAUUUGCAGCACGUUAUAUUCAAACUGCAGCUGCCGAGAGAGAAGAAAGGGCUCGGAUGAAACAACUAGUACUUGAAAUGCAUGAAGCUCAAAAAGAAGAAGAAAUGGAGUGGGGUCACUACGGAGGUCCAGAUGCUGUUUUGGCUCAUCAAUUCCCCGUCAAUGUGAACCGUGACCGCUGGGUAAAGUAUAAUCAUCCAAAAGGAGCACCGGACGCCGAUGUAGUUUUUGGAACACACAGUCAAAAACGAUGUGCCAAUUAAUGAGCGUAUCCUGUUAGAAAGAUUUGUUAAUCAUGGUCAUCUGUUUCAAAAAAUGAGACAAUUUGAAAUGGGAGAAGUUAUGGAUUGUGCGAUAUUCAACGAAUCAUUGUAUGUGUUGCACAGCAUUCUAUGGGCAUAGCAUGUGUGCAAGUAUGUUGAGAUGCAGUUUUGAUGAGUUGAACAGACAAGAUGUUUUAAAAUGUAAUCAAUAAAAGAAAUAUGUAUUUAAGUAUUUUCUUCCCUUUCUUCCUUACUUUUCGAUUGUUUUAUAAAAAAAAAGUUUUUAAAAAAAUACUUCUCAGUAAUGAAGAUACAAGUCACAUGGUAAAAUAAGACUGGGUUUUGGUUGUAUAAACUUAUUUUAUUUUGGAUUUCUAAUUAUUUAGUGUAUGUACUCAUGUUUCCAAGUUCAUUAUUGUGCUGUUUUAUUCUCCUCUUAUGUAAGAAAUAACUAUAUUAUUAUCGUUUGAAAAGUCUAAGCGAUUGCUAUGAGAUCGUUUAUCUUUAACUAUUAUGCUGCGAUCUUCACAUUCAACAAGGACUGCUGUAUUCUCAUUCUUUGUCCGUCUCGCAGUUUUUGGUCAUUCAAAAUACAGUUGUUUUAUUUCUCGUAUAAGCUGUGUUCUUUUCAAAUUUAUAAAGGUUCGUUACGAACAAGUAUCUUAGUAAUUUUCGAAAAAGAGCUUAGGCAUGUCCUGGUGUUGAAAUAAAUAUUAUUCUUUGUUCAUGUCACUAUAAUAAACUAUGAGGGGCGAAACUUGUUCACACUCGGUUUGUACAAAAAUAUUGGCUUACUAAAUUUACGGACCAUCACAGACAUGUUCGAGAUCGUUGAGUCUCAUUCACCGGGUUGUGUUAAAGUAUAUGGUUCUGGACAGUAGGAUAUAUCAGUUUGUCAACUCUUAUUGGUUAGGAAUAGGUUUUAUGUAACACAGAUCAUGUUGUCAAUGAUGACUUACAUUAGUAAAGACCAUUUCAUAAGCAUACUGUCCGUUUGGCUAAGUAGUGAUUUGAUUGUUACAGUUUUUAGAUGAAAUUGUUCGUAAACGAUAAUUCAUUUUAAUCGCUAGACUAACAUCAUUAUUCGCGAAUUUUUUGGUAGGCCAUACAAUCACUGACUUGUUGAUUCAGUCGAGUUAAUAUAUUUCCAGUUAAGCUAAUUUUAGUGUUCGUAUAAGACAUUUGUUUCGUAAACAUCCUGUCGCGUUAUUCAAAAUCUAAUGCAAUACAUUCAAGUGCGCACACUGUUAUGACCCAGUCGUGAUUAUUGGAGUACGUACUGGUUAGAUCUAGGAAUCCCCUAAUCCACAUGUAACAAUCGAUACCACUAAAUCUUCGAAAUAUCUUACUUGUUAGGUUAUAUUUUGUUUGCCUUCAAGCCUGUGAACAACUUCAUUAUAUUGCACUUCCCUAAUAAGAUUUAUGUCAAUUUGGCCAUCACCAGUAAACCAAAAGGUAUCCUAUGUAGUGAAUUUAAUUUCACUCGAACUUAACAGUAUGGGUAACGUUUUAUUGCAUGUUACCUACCGGAUUCUAUCUCAAGUUUGCUGUGUGACAAUCAAGUCACUAAAAAUCCCGCUAGGACUUCAUUGAAAAAAUUCACAUUUGGACUUAUA
Schistosoma mattheei is the source of this 5800-nucleotide messenger RNA. The record is from the annotation of a GenBank genome assembly. NCBI's taxonomy places the organism in Eukaryota, Metazoa, Platyhelminthes, Trematoda, Strigeidida, Schistosomatidae.